This is a messenger RNA of Fusarium redolens, 1062 nucleotides long. RefSeq names its product tubulin-tyrosine ligase family-domain-containing protein. NCBI's taxonomy places the organism in Eukaryota, Fungi, Ascomycota, Sordariomycetes, Hypocreales, Nectriaceae. Bases 1 to 1062 code for a protein of 353 amino acids. Gene Ontology annotation, biological process: protein modification process. The record is from RefSeq and is a predicted model, not a curated record. The transcript is spliced from 3 exons. Gene Ontology annotation, cellular component: P-body.
AUGGAAUUGUUUGUGCUCAUCGAACUUGGAUACCACUGGUUAAACGAUGCUCUUCAGGAUUAUAUCGCCUCUGCGUACGAAUGUACUUUUGUAAAGCAUACAGACGAACUACCUACGGAAGAACAUUUGCUUCUUAUCUUUUCUCAUACGCAGCCAGAGAAGCCUAUGGUGAUACCGACUAAUUCAAAAGCUCUAUUUAGCAUGUAUCCAUUGACAGAUGCUUUAACCCGUAAAGACUACGAAGCUCUCGCAGAGUCAGACUCUUAUGACCUUUGCACGUCAUUAUCACACAACACUGGACUUAUGCCGAAAGAUCGGCAAGAGAGCUUUGAAUCCGUUGAGGACGAUGACGACGAAGUGUCAGAAGAUGGAAAGGCUAGGUUUUCUAACCACGCACUGGCAAGCGGAGCAGUACCCUCAUCCUGUCUGCGACAUUUCAUCGCACAGCGGUAUAUAAGUAAUAUUCCCCGAUUGGACAACAGGAAGUUUCAUAUACGAGCUUACGUUCUUGCCGUUGGUCGAUUGCAACUCUAUCUUUACCAAGAACUGCUGGUCAUUUCAGCAUCAGAGCCUUAUUGCCCUCCCUGGGAAUCUAUGAGCGGAGGAUCAGCACUUACCAAUACACAUUUACAGGGCACUGUUUGCUCAGAAUCAGCGAGACGAGAUUUCUGGACAUUACCUGAUGAUCUCUUCGGACAGGACGGGUCAUGGAAAGACCGAGCUUACAUCCGUAUCCAACAAAUUGCUGGAGAAUGUUUCUUGGCAGCAGCGACUAUGAAUACUAAUAUUGCUCUCCAUCCUGACUGCUUCGAGAUCUUCGCUCUGGACUUUCUGAUAGAUCAAGACGAGCAUGUAUGGUUGAUGGAAGUUAACUCAGGACCAGGACUAUCAGCUGAAGGGAUUGGUUCCCGAAUUGCGAAGGGUUUUUUCAAGGCAACAGCCGAUGUCCUAUUACAGAGUGAGCUCGGUUUGCGGCCACGAUACAGCAAUGAGGAGUCUAUGGAAAAGGUUCUUGACGUAGCGCUUCCACAUCAAAGGUUUGCCCCACUGAAGGAAAUUUAG